AUGGCUAGAAAUGGCAUGGGUGCUACAUUGCAAAGGCCAUUACACGCCUCCCCGUUAGCUGAGUUUAUUCUCCACGCCGAGGCGCCCAGAGGGAUGAAAGUGCCCAAGUAUACUAAAUUUGGGGGAGAGUUUGGUGAAUCGACAAUAGAGCACGUUGCCAGAUACUUAACAGAGUCAGGGGAUCUAGCUCAUAAUGAAUGUUUGAGAGUAAAAAACUUCCCCUCCUCUCUGACCAAGGCUGACUUCACAUGGUUUACUUCGUUGGCCCCAAGUUCAAUCGGUUCGUGGGCCAAACUAGAAAAGAAGUUCCAUGAACAAGUUCGACAUCUAGAACGACUAAGGUUAGAAAAGGUUAGGCACAAUAAGUCUAAAAAAGAAAAGAUAGCGUUUGUUGAAUACGACGCAAUAGACCCAAUACGUGAGGCUGAUUAUGCUUCAUCGACCGAAUUAGAAAUCGACGUGGCUGAACUAAAGCCAGGGUCCGCCUAUGAGUGUCGAUCAUUGUUGCCUGCGCAAGGAAAAAAUCCUGUCGAACACAACCUAAAAUUCCCUUCGAAAACUUAUACUUUUGAUGUGUUGAAGUGUGAGGAAAUCUUUGACUUAUUGGUCAAAGAUGGGCAAAUGGUGGUACCUCCUGGUACUAAAAUACCACCGGAUUUGGUUCAGAAAGAGAUUCAAGAAGGCAGGCUAAAAUUUGCUGGCCGCAGAAUGAAGAUCGACGUUGAUCCUCUUCACCAGGAGGAAGCCCUAUUCGUGGAGCCAGUCGAGAUCAACAUGGUCGAGAUCACUGAAUAUGAUGAGGCCAACAUGCUCGAGCAAACUGGGGAAACCCCAGAUGUCGAUAUAACUGAAGUGUACCCAAGGGCUGAUGAAGACUUGGUAGAUUUUCUGUAUCGCUGCAAGAACAAGGGUUCACAAGUGUGCCUGUGCCCUAGGUGUGGUGCUGUCACCGACAAAAUAGUGGCGGAGAAUUUCUAG
Molecule: messenger RNA, 978 nt
Organism: Lathyrus oleraceus (garden pea)
Lineage: Eukaryota; Viridiplantae; Streptophyta; Magnoliopsida; Fabales; Fabaceae
Exons: 3
Coding region: 1-978 (325 amino acids)
Source: RefSeq, a predicted model, not a curated record